AUGUAUCGAGCAAAACGGCGGAUGAUGGUGUCGAAUAUGGGGUGUCUGAGUGCAUAUGCAUAUGCGCAGUCCUUUUAUGGAACACCGUGGCAUUUCAUCGACUACAAUGGAUUAAAGAGGGCCAUCCCUAUCUGCAUCCCUAUUUCCUGUGCCUCCCCCUUUUCCGCUGCUCUCGCGGGUUUUGCUCCAGGUAGCAGCAGUACUUGGCUCUCGGGGACAUGCAAGUACCCGGUACCUCAGCCCGCCGCCCAUCUGCCGCAGCUGCUCCGCCGGCCUCUCGCUGAACUCGCACCUCACCAGCGAUUCGAUUCGCAACUCUCGUCGUCAAAGGCUCGUGCAGCUCGCCGCUUACUCGUCGCCAGAACCCCCGUUUUUUCUCGUGUGACGCGGGUCGCAAACUCGGUCGCAACCUCGAUCCGCAGCCCUCCCGGACGUCCUGCGGCACAGCUUGCCCCGAUCGUCAUCCCGGCGCCGGCACGCCUUGGCCCUCCUCGAUUCAGGGAGCUUUCCGGCGUCCCGACUGUCCAGGAUCAUCGUCCCUGGCCCGGUGGUUCGGCACCCCUCCCCUCGUCCAGGCUCGAGUGCUGA
Molecule: messenger RNA, 588 nt
Organism: Trichoderma gamsii
Lineage: Eukaryota; Fungi; Ascomycota; Sordariomycetes; Hypocreales; Hypocreaceae
Exons: 2
Coding region: 1-588 (195 amino acids)
Source: RefSeq, a predicted model, not a curated record